CCUAAUCUCUUUCCUUUUACGUAUUUUUAAAGGCAAAACCUCCCCCGUGGGUCCUACAUUCUUCUCCUCCAAUUCUUCAAAAAAAAGAACUUGUCCAUUCUUCUUCUCUAAGCAAAACAAACAUGGGAAUUUCAUGGAGUAAAAGGCAGCAAAAUCAUCAUCACCACCACCACCACCCCCACCCCCACCCCCACCCACGCCCACCACCACCAACACCACUACCACCAUCUUCUUCUAUUCCUCCACCCUUUCCCUCUUUUUCUCCACCACCACCACCACCACCACCCCACCCACCCUACUCCUUUCCCCUACUCCCACCACCCCACAACGCGGGCCCCAGUAAUUAUUACCCCUAUCAUGCUAAUUACAGUCAGACUAGUAAUUAUGGUAGUACUAGACUACCACCACCACCACCUGUAGUCUAUCAAAAUUAUAAUUAUCCUCCUUAUUAUCGUCCUCAUAGUAAUAAUGGAUGGGGUUUAGGGUUUAGGCCUCCGCUGCCGGAAGUGCCGUAUGUGGAUCACCAAAACGCAAAGCAGAUUAAGAAUGAUGUUAAUGUUCAUAAGGAUACUAUAAGGCUUCAAGUUGAUGAGUUCAAUAAGGAUUUCCAUUUGGUUUCUUUUACUUUUGAUGCCCUUGUUCAUGGAAGGUACUUGAUCAUGUUUCUCCUUGCUCUCUAUUCAUAUACUUCUGCUUUGAUUUAAUUGUUCAGUUUUAAUUAAU
Lycium ferocissimum is the source of this 723-nucleotide messenger RNA. Its product is annotated as probable E3 ubiquitin-protein ligase LUL3. The coding region runs from base 123 to 704 and encodes 193 amino acids. The record is from RefSeq and is a predicted model, not a curated record. Lineage: Eukaryota; Viridiplantae; Streptophyta; Magnoliopsida; Solanales; Solanaceae. Gene Ontology annotation, molecular function: ubiquitin protein ligase activity. Gene Ontology annotation, biological process: protein ubiquitination. The transcript has a single exon.